Sitophilus oryzae (rice weevil) is the source of this 2288-nucleotide messenger RNA. It is a transcript of the gene asun, whose product is annotated as integrator complex subunit 13. The transcript is spliced from 10 exons. Gene Ontology annotation, cellular component: integrator complex. The record is from RefSeq and is a predicted model, not a curated record. Gene Ontology annotation, biological process: regulation of mitotic cell cycle; centrosome localization. The coding region runs from base 198 to 2282 and encodes 694 amino acids. NCBI's taxonomy places the organism in Eukaryota, Metazoa, Arthropoda, Insecta, Coleoptera, Curculionidae.
CGGUGUUGUGGUCGUCAAUUUUAAAUGUUUAUUUUUGUUCAGAAAUGCUCUAUUUAUUGUAAUUUGUUUAUACAUGUUCGAAAAAUACUUUAAUUAUUACAGCUAGUUAUAUUUAUGAUGUCUAAUUAUCUCUACAUUAUCUAACCUAUAGUAAAAAAGUUUUUAACAAGUUAUAUUGUACAAAAAGUCUUGUAAAAAUGUCUUAUACAUUGCCCAGCAGCAAAAUGUACCCCGCAAAUCACAAGACGGUUUUCGUGCUGGACCACACGCCGUAUUUUGGAAUAUCCUGCGAAAAUGUGAUCGAAUUUGAGUUUCUGAAAGGCAGAACUUCCAGUUUUAUACCAAUGACGCCAAUUUCGAAAAGCCUGUGGACCUCUAGCGUAGAAAGCGCAGUCGAGUAUUGCAGGAUUAUUUGGGACUUGUUUCCAACCGGGAAACUAGUACGAUUUUUUGUCAGUGAUACGAUAGCGCACGUUUUAAAUAGUUGGAAUACGAAUCAACAAUCCGUCAGCCAUAUUUUAAAUGGAUGUGCUCACAUCGGUAUACCUCCAUCCCAUUCUCCUUUAAGAUCCACGACACCUACACCGGAUUAUACGGUGUUGCAUGGAUUAAGGGCUGCUAUUGAAGGGGUGUGUGAGCCGACAGAAUAUCAGAUAGAAAAAAUGAAAACAGAUGGAUGUAAAGUGUUGAACAGAUGUAGAGUUAUUUGUAUCACAUCAGCCAGAGAUAACGAAAGUAUGAAGAGGUUAGAAGAAAUAUUUCUUACAGUUUUGAAUCAACAAAAUAAAUUAGUUGCUGGGAAUGAUUCUCUGUUACCUAUAGAUCAUUGUCAUUUAGUGAUAAUCAAUACUUUUCCAAUAAAUAUUGAGUCCUCUGUAAAUAAUCAUCCUCCAAAAGUGCUGUCACCUUUACUGACUACCGAAGUUCAUUCUAUUAAAGCUCCACAAAUACCCAACAAACUUUCAUCUUUAAUCCUACAUCAUUAUGAUUUGGCCAGUACAACAGUCACAGGUAUUCCGAUGAAGGAGGAACAAAACGCCAGUUCUUCGGCAAAUUACGAUGUGGAAAUAUUUCACUCGUCUUUGGCUCAUACGGCUAUCCUGAAAAGCAACGCUUCCGAUUCGGCGGCGAUAAGAACGCCCAAAGAAGGCUUGGAAUAUGAUACGGUUACAUUAAAAUGGUGCACCCCAAGAGGCGUAACCGGUAACGAGCUACAAAACUGCACCGCAAUGCAUCGCAUUACUCCGGUAGAUGUCAAUUCUAGACCAUCGUUGUGUCUGAUUAAUUUCCUACUCAGUGGCAGAUCAGUGAUGCUGGAAAUGCCGCGAAAAGCUGGCGGGAAAAUCACCAGCCACUUGCUAGCGGCCCACGGGGGCGAGAUUUUUAUUCACACCCUGUGCACGGCCAGGUCGGUGCUGGAGGAUCCGCCCUCUAUAUCUGAGGGUUGCGGUGGCAGAGUAACAGAUUAUAGGAUAACGGAUUUCGGGCUGUUUAUCAAACAGAACACUUUGGUUCCGAUUAAAAUCAAAAUUGCUACAGACGAGCAAAAACCUAUAGAGAAAAUGAAGGAAAGACUGGCAAGACAGACGAAAUACUGGCCUUUGACUAUCAGUUCCACGUUGAUAUUCAAUCUUAAGCAGUAUAUCGAUCCGUUGCCAACGUUGAUUACUAAAGAACAAAUGACAGAUGAUGAGGUUUUUGUCUGUAAAAAAGUGAUUUUCAACCUGAUAUCACUAGAAUCCAAGAUGGAGCCCUUGCAUCCACAGAAUACUGGUCAGAGAUUGAAAGGACAAAAGAGAGAAGAACAGUACAAAGCUAUGUGGAAUGAACUAGAAGCCUUCAUAAAAUGUAACCUGCAUUCUGAAAACCACAAACUCGUCUACCAAUGUCUGCUGGAGUGUCACAAAUUUAGCUUUGACGAAGACAAAACGACCGAAAAGGUUGAUCUGGAUGAAGCCUUAAAUCAACUGGAUAACAUCGGAGCUCAAACGAAAGACGAGAAUGCUCAAAGAGCUUCGGUUAUAAGGGCUACCACUGACUCUCCGAUGUCACCUCCGCCACUGGCUAUAGCAGCGCCCUUUGGGAACAAGCACUCAAAUAAAGGCGGAUCGAUAUAUAAUACACAGAAGAGUCUGUUUGAGAUAUUCGCUGUGCAGGAGAAGAGUAAAAUAAGGCCAGAAUUCGCUGGUAGGCUUGGAGAUAGUCUGAUGGCAAAACUGUAUCCUAACCUUAAAACUGAAGAUCGGGGACCACGUGGUGAAGGCGGCAUGGAAGUAGAAUAAUAAAUA